Molecule: messenger RNA, 650 nt
Organism: Aureococcus anophagefferens
Lineage: Eukaryota; Pelagophyceae; Pelagomonadales; Pelagomonadaceae
Exons: 2
Molecular function (GO): protein binding
Source: RefSeq, a predicted model, not a curated record
AGACGAUGCGAGAAGCUUCGAGGCCACUUUCGAGCCCUUCGACCGAGCUGAAACUUAGAGUAUGAACGAUUCGGCCGAAAUGGUCGCGGAGAUGGAUGUUGCGUUUUUAAUUCGCGACAGGCGCUGCGCCGAGGCCGGCCACGCCGCCUCGCAGCACAGGCUCGGCGAGCUCUACAGCGCGAAAUCCGAUUACAAACAGGCCGUGCGCUGGUUCACCCUGGCCGCCGAGGCGGGCUUCGCGAGCGCCCAGUGCGAACUGGCGGAGCUCUUCAUGCUCGGCAGAGGCGUGCCCGCGGACGAUCGACUCGCCGUGUUAUGGUUGUCGCGCGCGGCGGCGGCGGGCGUGGCGAAGGCGCAGAACCACUACGGCCGCAUGCUGCAGGAGGGCCGCGGCGUCGCCGCGGACCCGCGCCUCGCGGCCGAGUUCUUCGAGAAGGCCGCGGCCCAGGGCGACACGGACGGCAUGGUCAACCUCGGCGCCGCCUGCCUCGUGGGCCGCGGCGUGCCCCAGGACGAGGCGCGCGCGCGCGAGCUCGUGAGCCGCGCGGCCGACGCCGGCGACGACGACGCGCGACGGUUGCUGAACGCGAUGGACGGAAGGCGCCGGUCCGACGACGACCCCAAGGCGAUGGCGGAGCCGGCGCCGACAC